Messenger RNA from Thalassophryne amazonica, 1196 nucleotides. RefSeq names its product tetranectin-like protein. Lineage: Eukaryota; Metazoa; Chordata; Actinopteri; Batrachoidiformes; Batrachoididae. The record is from RefSeq and is a predicted model, not a curated record.
GUUUGUUAGUGCGGUGAUAGACUUGCAGCCUGUCCAGGGUGUACCCUGUCUCUCACCCAGUGACUGCUGGGAUAUGCUCCAUCCCCCUGUGACCCUUAACUCGAAUAUGUGGGUUCAGAGAAUGUUUGGAUGGAUUAACAGCAUGCUUAAUAUUUAAUGACAUUAUUUUUCAGUUGUCACAAUCUGAGAGGUCAAAGGUGACAUAUGCGGGCAUGCUGCAAAAUACUGUCCAAUAGUGCAGCUGUCAAUGAAUUUCCAGCCUGUUUUUGAAAUGGCAGAGAAUACUGUUUCGUGUGCCUUGUCCCAAGUAAAUAUUUAUCAAUAGCCAGACACAAGGAAAUCAUUAUUUGACACUCCACCCAUAUACCCCUUUCACCUCCUCCUGAUGUUUGGAGAAAACAGUAUGAGCCAAUGAAGCGUUCCUACCCAGAAAGGCAGACAGACGGCCAGUAUAUAUUGAGCAGCCCCACAGAGGUUUUGGUUCCUGUCAUUGCAGCACAAGGUGUGCUACUGUGUCCGCUGACCACAGACAUGGUACGUCUGGCCCUCCCAGUCUUCAUCCUGCUCUGCCUCUCUUUGCUCCACUCCAGCUCCAGUCACCCGUCUCGCUCCAGGAAGGCUGUGUCAGCUCAUCAGUCUGCUGCAGAUGACGAUGAUGUAAAGGCCCAGCUGGAGAGGCGUUGGCAGGAGGUGAAUUCACUGAAAGAGAUGCAAGCGCUGCAGACAGUCUGUCUGCGUGGCAUCAAAGCCCAUAGAAAAUGUUAUCUUACAAUCGAGGCCAGACAUUACCACGAAGCAAAUGAAGACUGUAUUGCACAAGGAGGAACUCUUGCAACACCACGAGACAUGACGGAAAACAAUGAACUGAGAGACUGUAAAAGAAGUACUCCUGGAUCCAAGGACUUCUGGAUAGGUGUGGCAGACAUAGUGAAAGAGGGCCAGUAUGUUGAUGUGAACAGUCUGCCCAUCAGCUUCUUUAACUGGGACGGCUCCAAGAGGCAGCCUACAGGAACCAAAAGGGAAAGCUGUGUGGCUCUGUCUGUGGGUGCACAAGGAAAGUGGCACGAUGAAGUGUGUCGCAGCCUGAAAAGGUACAUUUGUGAAUAUGUCAUUCCAUGAAAUGCUUUUUGACAUAUGAAAAGUUCAUUUAAUGAAAGCUGUCUCUGCCUGUCCAUGAACUGGCCUUGCAAAAAAAA